AUGUCUGACGGAUUUGCUGGCUGGAAAGCCUACUUCUACGACCCGUCCAUGGCGGCGGCGGCCAUCUUCAUUGUUCUCUAUGGAAUCGUGACAGGCAUGCAUACAUAUCACAUGUUCCGAACAAGGACGUGGUUUUUCAUUCCUUUGGUGCUCGGAGGAUACUUCGAGUUCAUUGGGUACAUAGGUCGAGCGAUAUCGUCUUCCCAAACGCCAGACUGGACACUUGGUCCAUACAUCAUGCAGAGUGUCUUGCUGCUAGUUGCGCCAGCGCUCUUUGCCGCAAGUAUCUACAUGUACCUGGGUCGCAUCAUCGUGUUGGUGCGGGGCGAAAAGUUCUCCCUCAUUCGCGUCGGCUGGAUGACCAAGAUCUUCGUCGCGGGCGACGUUCUCAGCUUCUUGAUGCAGGCAUCAGGCGCGGGUCUCCUCGUAACAGACUCGCAACAGACGGGAGAGAAUGUCAUUGUCGGCGGUCUUUUCGUGCAAAUCGCCUUCUUCGGCUUCUUCGUGAUCUGCUCAUUCAUAUUCCAACGGCGAAUCAGCAGCAACGCCACCGCGCUUGAAAACGCCAGCACGACGCCAUGGCUGAAACACUUGUACGCCCUGUACGGCUCAAGCAUCCUAAUCCUAAUUCGAUCCAUCUUCCGUGUUAUCGAAUACCUGCAAGGCUGGGAUGGUUACCUCCUGAGAAACGAGGCAUUUAUAUACGUGUUUGACGCAUUGUUGAUGUGGCUGGUGAUGUUGAUCUUCGUCGUCAUCCACCCGAGUGAGGUGAAUUGUCUUCUGGGCCGGGGGCGUGUCAUGACAACCAAGGGAGGGCUGAGUAUCAGCGAAAUUGCCGUGUAA
Messenger RNA from Aspergillus mulundensis, 843 nucleotides. RefSeq names its product RTA1 domain-containing protein. The transcript has 3 exons. Gene Ontology annotation, cellular component: membrane. The record is from RefSeq and is a predicted model, not a curated record. NCBI's taxonomy places the organism in Eukaryota, Fungi, Ascomycota, Eurotiomycetes, Eurotiales, Aspergillaceae. The coding region runs from base 1 to 843 and encodes 280 amino acids.